Messenger RNA from Portunus trituberculatus (swimming crab), 4532 nucleotides. RefSeq names its product nephrin-like. Gene Ontology annotation, molecular function: protein binding. Lineage: Eukaryota; Metazoa; Arthropoda; Malacostraca; Decapoda; Portunidae. Bases 560 to 3529 code for a protein of 989 amino acids. The transcript is spliced from 16 exons. The record is from RefSeq and is a predicted model, not a curated record.
ACUUGCUCCCUGCCGCCGAGAGGACUUGCGCCGCCCUUCUCCGUCGCUCCGUAGUAUGCAAGGCUUCCUGUCGGCGUCUUGAAGCUCACGCCCUCGUCCUCGCUGUGUCUUGAAGGAGAGGUGUGGACACGUGUAUUGAGGUGUUCCGGAGUUUUCUUGAGCUUUCGCAUUAAUCAUUUUAAAUGGUCUAAAACUUGAUAUGAAAGCUUUGAUAUUACUUGCAAUACAGUGACGUGUAUCAAGAAAAGAAAUAAGGAUAUUUCUGUACACAUUGAAAGGGAAUGCUUGGAAGCUUACCUUGUCAGAAAGUUGUCUCACGAACUUAGUUGGAAAAAAAAGUUUCUUAACUCUGCUUCCCAAAGCAUCUCAGUGAAGACACGCCAAAAAAAAAAAAAAAGACAAAAAAAAAAUGCGAAAGUCUUGUUCGGUUUUGUGCAUUCAACAGUUGUAACGAGCUCCAUUCAUCGUCCACUGUGCUGCAGGAAGCGUGUUGUCGUGAGAGUCAGUGUUGGGUGUCUUAAGUGCAGCGGUCACCUGUCUGGGGGGCGCCGGAGCAGCCAUGGCCCUGCGCUGGCCGGCCCUCGCCCUCCUCCUUCUGGGGGCGUUGCUGGGGGUGUCUUUGGCCACGGAGAUCAACAGCCAAAGACAGCCCCAACGCGCCCUCUCCUCCUCGGAUAUACAGCAGACGAUCCACACCUCCGCCAUGGCUGUGGUGAAAGAGAGGGCGCGGCUGCCUUGUGACGUGACCUCUGUGGUGCCCGAGGACAGGAUAGUGUUGAUAUUGUGGUACCGAGGCAUCACCGGUACUCCAAUAUACAGUUUUGACGCACGAGGAACAACAGUAGAGAACGGCAAGCACUGGAAAGACGAGGAAGUUCUCAAAAAACGGGCUUAUUUUCACCUCCUCCCGGGCAGCACGUGGGGCGGCCCCUCGGCUCCUGGUGCCCACCUAGAGCUGUUCCCGGUGAAGGACAGUGACCAGGAGAGUUACCGUUGCAGAGUGGACUAUCUCCUCUCCCCCACCAAGAACACCAUCAUCAACUUCACCGUCAUUAUCCCGCCGGAAAAGCCUCAGAUCUACAAUGCCUCCAAUUACCUGAUCGUGGGUAAGUCCGACGCCAGCAUCAUAGGACCUUAUAAUGAGGGUGAGCAGCUGGAUCUCAUCUGCAAAGUUACUGGAGGCCGACCCACACCUACUGUCAUGUGGUUCGUGAACGAGGAGGCUUGGCAGGCGCCGGUCACCCAGGAGGCGCCAGGAGUGAUCAGCGCCACCCUCACCUUGCCGCAGCUCACACGCCGCCACCUCCACGCCGUGUUCGAGUGUAGAGCCUUCAACUUCAAUGGCUCCAUGCCCGCCACAGCCACCGCCACCCUCGACAUGAACUUUCGCCCGCUCAACGUCACCAUCCUGACCACGCAAGACUACCUGAGUGCCGGCACGGAGUACGAGCUGGUGUGUCAGUCGUGGGGCUCGCGGCCGUCAGCCAUCAUCAGCUGGUGGAAGGGCGGCACCACAGCCCUCAAGGACGCCCUCAUGACGACUUCCCCGGACAGCAAUGUGACCACCUCUAUCCUAAAGUACCGUGCCGAGAUGACCGACAGCGGGAAGCACCUUACAUGUCGCGCCAUCAACCAGCACAUCUUGCAGUCGGCACGCGAGGACAGUCUGCGCCUCAACGUGUACUACAAGCCCGUGGUGACGCUGCAGAUGGGGAACAAUCUCAACCCAGACAACAUCAAGGAGGGCGACGAUGUGUACUUUGAGUGUCACAUCAACGCCAACCCUGUGGUGCGUCACGUGUCUUGGCUGCAUAACGGUGACCCGGUGGAGCAUCGUGGGAGCAAAGGAGUCCUUAUCCAGAACCAGACGUUAGUACUUCAGGGACUCUCCAAGGACGCCGCGGGACUGUACACGUGCAAGGCAACCAACAGCGAAGGAGAAGGGACGAGCCAACCAGUAGACCUCAGCGUGAAAUACAAGCCGUACUGCCGCCGCCACAGUAAGAACGUCUACGGCACGGCUCUGCACGAGCCCGCCAGUGUAACGUGCGAGGUGGAGGCCAGUCCUGGCCCCGUCACUUUCAGAUGGACCUUCAACAACACCUCCGAGCACCUGCCCAUCCCCGCCUCCGCCGUCACGUCCAAGGAGCUGGUGUCGGUUGCAAGCUACGCCCCCAAGAGCCACCUGGACUACGGCACGUUGCUUUGCUGGGCCUUCAACAGCAUCGGGGAGCAGGCCGUGCCGUGCGCCUUCGCCAUCAUCCCAGCAGGCCAUCCAGACCCGCCCAAGAACUGCUCCAUCGCCAACCAGACCACGGAGACCAUAGAGGUGGAGUGCGUGGCGGGCUUCGACGGCGGUCUGCCCCAGACCUUCUAUAUGGAGGUGUAUGACUCCAGCACGGGGGCGCUGCAUCGGAACAUGUCCUCACGCGAGCCUCUAUUCCUGCUGACGGCGUUGAGACCCGGACUGGCCUUCCUCAUGGUGACCUACGCCGCCAACGCCAAGGGUAGGAGUGACAAGGCGGAGCUGGAGACCUUCACCCUUAAAGUUGCUGAGAAGAGAACAGGUCCUCCCGCGCUGCUGGAAUUCACUCCUUUCCUCGGCAUCGUCCUCGGAGUCGUCCUCGUCAUCUUCCUCGUUGUUAUCGUCAUCAUCGUCGUCUUUAAGUUCCGGAAGCCACAGGUCAGCCGCACGGAGGAGGGAGAGGCAGCCGGGGAGGAGUUUAAGAGUGACCUAGAAAACAAGCCGGCGGGGGGUGUGGUGUUGCGUGCCCGCCCCAAGGAAGGUCCCAGCGAGGCAGAGGACAAGGACCCUGACAUCAUUCCCCCACACGCCGAGUCAAUAAUGAUGAGGCCGCCUCCUCCUGCAGACCUCAUGACCUACACGAACUAUGAGGAUCUGGAGCGAGGCGGCGGCGGCGGCGUUGGCAGCAGUGGUGGCGGCGGCGGCAUGAGCCAGUCCCAGUUCGGUGCCAAAUUCGAGCCAGCGCCUCCAGUAAGAGCUUCUCCAUUACAGCGUAACCAGGCGGACGUGGGCGGGGAGCUGAACUACGUGGAGUUGUCCCUGCCACCUGACAAUCUUCCUGGAGGAGGCUACAGUGACGAGGACCCGUGCGUGUAUCCCUCCCUGGGUCAUCGAAGGAGCCUGUGCCUCAACCCUCCGCCUCCAGCCCCUGAAGACGCAUCCGACGCUGCUGAGAAUAUUUACGCGACUCUGGGUUUGCGGAGAGGUGUGGGAGGAGGUGGAGGGAUGAGGGGCAUGGCGGGCUUCACGCAUCACGCCAGUAACCCAAAUCUGUACGCCACGUUAAACUACAGACGCGGCGUGACUACCACUACUCUAAACCCCAGCUUGUAUGCCACCCUCCCCCAUCGCCGAGACGUCGCUGGCACCGCCGCCUCCUCCACCUCCUUCGCCUCCAGCAUCAGCGUCAACAAUAUCAACAACACCUCACCGCCUGGUUUCAGAGACUUGAGGAGAAGCUUCGUCGGUCCCCUCAUCAGGAGACCGAGCGAGAGUGCCGUGUGAAUAACGUUACGAGCGACUGAAGAAGGGCGAAUGGUCCCGUAGAUUUGCUAUUAUGUUUAUUGUCGGGUGGGUGAGGUGGAGAGCAUCUGCUUCCUCUCUGGAUAAGAACUAAAAACGUGUGUUGGAACUGUUGGUGACUCUGUUCUUGCGCCAUGAAGUGAGCUGAGCCGCUCGCUGGUAUACACAGUAACUUCUGUGCUGAUAGUGUACGUGCAGUGUCCUUCCCAAGGGUGAGGGAGCUCGGGUCUGGCUUCCAACUUACUAAAACAUAUAAAAAGUAUAAAAAAAUAUGAAAAAAAGAAGUGAAUGUUUCAGUGUAGCUUUCUCUGGACGCGUGCUCUAUUUCUGAAAUGUUUUAUAUGUGAUAAGUGUCACUUCAUUUCCUUCUACAGACAGGAGCAAACCGAAGUGAAGGUGGAAAAAAGGGACCGUGUGUGUGUGUGUGUGUGUGUGUGUGUGUGUGUGUGUGUGUGUGUGUGUGUGUGUGUGUGUGUGUGUGUGUGUGUGUGUGUGUGUGUGUGUGUGUGUGUGUGCGUGUAUGCUUGUUUUGUGGUUCAUUUACUGCUGCACUAUUUGUCUCGCAGGAGCAUUAUGACCUUCCUCAACCCAUGGUCGAAGGAACACUUAUAUGCAAGUUAAGGAGAGGAAGAUAAAACGAUUCUAUGAUCAUUAAUCGAACGAUGAAAACAAAGGCGGGCCCUCUCACCUCACCUCAAGAACCCUCACUCGCCUCCGCCUCGCCCCGACUCUGUGUAAGAGUCCCUGUACACCACUAUGUUUAUGUCUUACCGUGCAAUAUAUCUUUGUUUUCACUGUUGCUGUUGGCGGGAGGUGGAGCUGCCACGAACCCCACGAGUAUAGCACAAAUAAAUCUUAGCCAGAGGAGGGAACAUUUUAUGGAUGUAACUGUCACGGGAAGGAGGUUCGCACCGCCAUCAGCUGGAGGUGUACGAGUGUAGAUGCCAGUUUCCACCUGUAGGAAGGGAGAAAACUUCUUUAAAAU